UGGCUGGCGAACGCCAUUUGCUUCCAUUGUCGUCCAUCGCCGCUAAGAGCACAGUGGGCAGCCCGCGCGUCGGGUGGCAGCGGCGGCCGCGAGCGCGAGGCACCGAAGGACGGAGAGAGCUACCGCUGCCAGGGGCGCCGGUCGUCAUCGCCAGAGGGCAAUUCACCACCGGCAGCGGUUGUGCGCGCGAAAGCAACCGUUGUCGUUGUCAGCGUCACUUUCACCAAAGCCGUUGCCCCAGUAGUCUGUUAUCACCUGAACGGCCGCCGUUGCACGGAGCGGCCAUUCGUAGAGAGCCCCCGGGGUUUCCCCGCCCGGAAGCGUGUGCCCGCGGCAGCGGUGGUGUGUCGAGGCGGGGCGGAGGGGGGGGGGAGAUGCCGUCGGUCGGCGCAGCGGCGGCGCGGCCUUGCGCGGCGCUGGGAGCCUAACGGGCGGGCGCGCGUGCGGUGCCGCAGCGCACCAGCAGCAGCGCGCGCCAGCACGGGACAGAGCGCGCCCUCGAGCGGUCGCAGCACGGGAGCUCGACCGCGAGACUGCGCGAGCAGCACCGCGAGCAGCUCCUUGCACCAGCAGCAGCAAGGCAGCAGCAACAGCAGCAGCAGCAGCAGCAGCAAGGCCAGGGAAUGCCGCUCCGCCUCGCUCCAGUCCAUGGGAGAUUGC
This is a messenger RNA of Gryllus bimaculatus (two-spotted cricket), 660 nucleotides long. The record is from the annotation of a GenBank genome assembly. NCBI's taxonomy places the organism in Eukaryota, Metazoa, Arthropoda, Insecta, Orthoptera, Gryllidae.